UUGAAAAUUUAUCACAAUGGUAGGGUUUAAAUUUUUAGAUAGUUUAAAAGCGGGUGUAACCUCGAACUCCUCAACAAACUGUCAAACAAAGUUUAGUGAACAGUGUCGUUUAAUUAAUCUCAAUAAACAACAAAAUGAAUAGUUUCAAGGCAACAACUUUAUUCGUUUUGAGCUUCCUCCUCUUUGGAUUCGUACAUUCAGGCUUGAUCGCCCCGCAUGCCGCUGCUGUUCCCGCUGUUCCUUUAGCGGUUGACACUCAAUAUGAUCCUGCCCCGCAAUACACUUUCGCAUACGAUAUCCAGGACUCUCUAACUGGAGAUAGCAAGAGUCAACAGGAGUCACGAGAUGGUGAUGUUGUUAAAGGAUCAUACUCCGUAGUUGAACCCGACGGUACAGUAAGAACUGUCAUUUACACUGCAGAUCCGAUCAACGGAUUUAAUGCAGUUGUCCAAAGAGGACCUGCAGUCCCUGUCAAGCCAGUUGUACCGCUCCCAGCUGGUUUUGCACAUGCUGCAAGAAUUAUUUAAGAUUUUUUUAAACGACCAGUUUUUUUAUAACAUAAAGUGCUUAUUUAUUUGACAUAUAUCUAAUACAUCCGUUUUGAUUACGAAU
Molecule: messenger RNA, 612 nt
Organism: Hermetia illucens (black soldier fly)
Lineage: Eukaryota; Metazoa; Arthropoda; Insecta; Diptera; Stratiomyidae
Product: larval cuticle protein A3A-like
Exons: 3
Coding region: 135-527 (130 amino acids)
Cellular component (GO): extracellular matrix
Source: RefSeq, a predicted model, not a curated record